Messenger RNA from Oppiella nova, 2424 nucleotides. The record is from the annotation of a GenBank genome assembly. Lineage: Eukaryota; Metazoa; Arthropoda; Arachnida; Sarcoptiformes; Oppiidae.
CAGGACUCUGGUGUCAAAGGAACUGAAGUCACUUUCGAGGAAUCGAUUUGUUUAUUGCCUUCAAUUGAUCCAAAUGUGAACAAUAAUCUAAACAUUUACCUCAAUUCAAACCAAACAAAUGCAACCUCAAAGCGCAGCUCAUGUCUGUCAUCAUGUGAGUCGACCACAACGACCAGCAAUAAUCCAAACGCCAAUCACUUUAAGCCUAAUAAUUGCCAAAACUUGCGACGACUGGAGAGCCCUCCGGAUGGGGGCUGGGGUUGGGUUGUGGUGUUCGCCUCAUUCAUGAUUAACUUGAUAUCGGACGGCGUUUCGCUCUCUUUCGGCAUUAUAUUCAUGGAAUUAGUCGAGUAUUUCGGCGAAAGUAAGUCAAAGACCUCAUGGGUUGGCUCACUCUUCCUCUCCAUACCACUGAUCACUGGCCCAAUCGCCAGCGCACUGACCGACCACUUCGGGUGCCGGCGAGUGGCCAUCUGUGGCUCAAUUAUGUCUGCCUUAGGCUUUAUUGCCGGACAGUUCGCUACCCGUUUGGAGCACCUGUUCAUAGCAUUUAGUUUUGCGGGGUUAGGACUGGCCUUAUGUUACGUGACGAGCAUAGUUAGCGUGGCCUACUAUUUCGAGCGCAGGAGAUCACUGGCCACCGGUCUAGCCGUUUGCGGGUCAGGGUUUGGCACCUUUCUGUUCGCACCGUUGACUAUAUUCCUACUGAAAGAGUACGGCUGGAGAGGGACUCUACUUAUAUUGGGCGCUAUAUUCUUAAACAUUGCAAACUUCGGGGCCUUAAUGCGAGACUUAGACCUCAAUCUCAACACCAGCGCCGACACCAACAACUCCACUGAUUCCGAGAGGGCUGACACCGCUUGUGAUAAUUACUCGAACGCACUGUUAGUUAAUAAUAAGUCUUUUAACAAGAAUUUCAGUGAAGACCAGACGAGAGAUGAGGAGGCGAUGGAAAUGAAUGGUAACGUCGAGAAGAGGUUGUGUUCUUCACUGAUACACAUUCCCACUUAUAUCCAACACAACGAUCCGUUGAACGGUGUUUCCCACGAAGUGAUCAGUGAGUUGAGCCUUAAGAAAGGCGGUUAUUUGCGGCGACUUCUGCAACGGCACCCAAAACUGGUCGCCUUUUUCAUGUCUCAAGAGUUGCAGAACUGCGACGAUUGGACCGCAAACGCCGCCAAAAGUUUAGUCACAAAUCAAUAUUCAUUGAGUCCGACGAUGUCAGCGACGGUCACGAAGAGUCUCAGAUUUGACAGCAAUUUGUUGACAAACAAUAAUUCGUCAAAAAUGCUAAAUUCAAACAAAAAUCUCAAUAAAAGGGAACAGAGUUUGGAAGCAAACCCGUCAAUACUUAAAGCGACUAACUUUGCACCGGAAUUGUCGCCCCUUUCGUCGAAUCUGUUACGCAAUCUACGGCUCCAGAGAGGAAGUCUCACCUACAGGAGCGCUAUGCUUAACAUCAAGAAGUAUAGACUCCGGGCGUCCAGCGCUCCCGACAUAUACCGCAACUCAAUGGUCGCCAUUCAUGAGAAGAACGGAUUUCUCUAUGACUUAAAGGAUGUCUUCUUAGAUAUGAUAGACGUCUCGAACUUCAAGAGCUUUCGAUAUUCAUUGUUCUGCUUCUCAAACUUCAUGUUAUAUAUGUGUGUAGACGUGCCGUAUGUCUAUCUGCCCGAUCAGGCGACCAUCUCGGGAGCGGCCGACUCAGAGUCCGCCUCUUUUCUAAUCUCAAUCAUCGGAAUAUUCAACACUUUAGGAGUUGUUUUGGUCGGCUAUUUCGGUGACAAGCGUUAUGUCGACCCCUCUCUGAUGUACAGCUGUUUCAUAGCCGUCAGUGGCUUCUCUCUGUCGAUAAUGCCGUGGGUUCGCAACUUCUGGGGAAUGGCGUGUUUGGCAGCUCUCUAUGGUUUUACAAUUAGUGCCAAUUAUGCAUUGGUUUCAGUCAUUUUAGUGAAUCUCAUUUCAUUGGACUUAUUCACCAACGCUUACGGACUCCUCUUAUUAGUUCAGGGGUUCGGAUCUCUGGUGGGCCCUCCCAUCGCAGGCUGGUUGUUCGACACGUUUGGCAAUUAUAACUUAGCGUUUCAUUUGACUGGCAUUUGUAUCUUCAUUUCGGGCGCAUUAGUCGUACCGAUCGCUCGCUCAUCGAAAUGCCUGACCAUCGAAGACGACUCGACAGAAGUGACCGAAUCUAGUCGUCCUAAUAGUCCCAAAAUCGAUGACUCCAUUCACUCGAUUAGCGAAACCCAGGAAACCCUUCACUCAUUCGAUACGAAGACGUCGACAAAGACUUCAUUGGAUGUGAAGAAUCUGUCAUUAAUUCCAAUCAAUAAAAGCCUUCAAAUAGAGAACGGAUUUAAUAAGAAUGCAUUGAUUUCUAACUCUAAGUCAUUUGAAAACGUUAACAAAUCUCUAAUUAUAUAA